Messenger RNA from Suillus subaureus, 1099 nucleotides. RefSeq lists its product as uncharacterized. The coding region runs from base 139 to 1014 and encodes 291 amino acids. The transcript is spliced from 5 exons. NCBI's taxonomy places the organism in Eukaryota, Fungi, Basidiomycota, Agaricomycetes, Boletales, Suillaceae. The record is from RefSeq and is a predicted model, not a curated record.
CGCUGUCGUUGAGCUAGAAGAGCCGGGCCGUAGAUACCACAGUGAGUGGCAUGUAAGUUAGUGUGCUGGCUGCCAGCGUUUCAAAAACCCUUUUAGUGCUUCAGGCGCUAAGUCCGUCAUUUUCGCUCCCGCGCCGUUAUGUCUCUCCAGCCAUUCACCUCUCUGUAUCGAUAUGCUGUUGAACCAAUAGCACCAUUUACCUGGUUCGGUACCAAGGUCUGCUCCCUCGACUUGGUAGCCGUGUUCAGGCUUUGCAUCGUUUUGAGACAGAUGAGGGAAAUUCUGCAUGCCAAACACUGUCAGCGAACUGCUGGGGAGAAUAGACUCGCACUUGCAGAGGAGAGGUCCUUCGUGAGAGACGCAUGUACCAUGCUGACUAUUGUAUUUGGAGGAGAGGCUAUCAUAGGCCCUCUACUUGGCAUCACGCCGUCUUUCAUGUUCUCGGGUGUUUCUCCCGGAUUGUACAUCGCUGCACAGGCGAUUGUAGAGUAUAUCCCUGUCCUGCCGUCCAUGUCACUCGGCACCGAACUUCCUCUAUCCGUUGUCGACGGGUUCACGCGCGCAAUGCUCCUCUGCAGCCUUAUACCACCACCCGUCAUUACCCACACAUCCCCUGUCAUCGCAUCUUCCCCAUGGGCUCUCCUUCUCUCGUCUCUCGUCAUUACUAAUGGCGGUUUCUUCAUAACAAACAUGUUCUCAUUCAUGGAGCCCACCCCGCUUACACUGACGACCCCAGAUGAGCUCAAGCCCUAUGGCUGGACAGUCACUGACAUCUGGUCCGCCCCGCUUAUCACGGGGCUCUACGCACUCCUCACACACGCCCAACCGUUCUGGGCCGAGUUACACAGUGUAAUUUCAACUGCCCUCGGAGGCGGUAAAGUUAGUCCUAUGGACCCAGAGUCCGCCCGUGCGCUGUGCGCGCUAAUUCUCGUAGUAUUGUUCUCCACCCGGGCUGCGAAGAGCUUUGGGCUUAUCUGGAAGAAGAGCGUUGUUGAGAAGAUGAAGAUACAGUGAAUACCCAGCGUGAUAUCGAUUUAUACCACUUGCUAUAGAUCUACAGCAUGAUGAUAUUUAUGAAUGAUAUGCCUUUGCUACGAAU